Messenger RNA from Pungitius pungitius (ninespine stickleback), 3167 nucleotides. RefSeq names its product methyl-CpG binding domain protein 3b (gene mbd3b). The coding region runs from base 1049 to 1903 and encodes 284 amino acids. Gene Ontology annotation, cellular component: nucleus. Gene Ontology annotation, molecular function: methyl-CpG binding. The record is from RefSeq and is a predicted model, not a curated record. Gene Ontology annotation, biological process: DNA methylation-dependent constitutive heterochromatin formation; negative regulation of transcription by RNA polymerase II. The transcript is spliced from 8 exons. Lineage: Eukaryota; Metazoa; Chordata; Actinopteri; Perciformes; Gasterosteidae.
UGAAAAAGGGGGGCUUUCUCUCUAGUUACACGAAGCUAACGGCAAAACUUUCGCGUUUCGUGCUACUGAGAAAGCUACAAGUGAGGGGCAGAAUUUCACUUUAUCGACUCCCGUAGGCGGGUUUUAUUCAGCGGCGGCCAGGCUCGCUGUCACCGUGUCUGCGUGAUGACUGUUUACGGUUUACUUGUAGCAGUAGCCUAAUUUUUGUCCCCCCCCCACCACCACCCCCCGAGUCAAUCGAUGUAACAGCUAGCUGGCUACCAACGCCAAGCUAGAGAUGACACUUCCGCUAAAGCGUUACACAAUAAAAGACCAACCGUUUUUUUAUUGAACCUGUUGUCCCUCAGUUAUUCGACUUCCGGGUUUGGGAUUGGUAAAAUUAAUCAAAGUUUAAUUAAAGUAAAAAAACUAUUUUCAAAAAAUUGCAUUGAUGCAUGGGGCGAGACAUUUUUAAAUGUUUUAAUUUUUCCAAAUAUGCUGAAAUUACCCAAUGACACACAUUCAAUAAACUCAUGUAGAACAACGUGAGAUUUCUCACCUAUUAGUUGUUGAAAAUAUUUUUAUUUUGUCUAGUUGUUAUACAAAACGGUUUAUACAACAAUAGUUUAGCAGAUACUAGUUAAUGUAUUUAAACACCAACAUUUUGAAUCGUGACUUAUAGAACUUUUUCUUUUUAUAUUUCUCGCACCUUCGGUACCUUUAGUCCGUGACACUCUCACGCCAACUUCCUGUCUUGUCGCGGCCGUUGACGCAGCCGCGUCGUCCUAUGUUUUUCCUCGCGGAUGUAGCCCUCUUUGCCCCGGCCAAACGGGCAGGGCAGUGAUGUGGCCGCGCGCCGUGGCGGAGUGAUUUGCGCGACGACAAAGAGACGAGCUGUUGUUAGCAGGGAGAUCCCAUUACAGAGGACGCAUGUUGUAAUAUGGUCGAAACAAAAGCGUAAGAAGCGAUAGGCCCGCCAGCCAAAAGCAAAACAAAAAGCAAAACCAAUGCUAAAAUCUGAUCACGCGCAGUAACUUUUUAGUGGACUUAUAGGCUACUCGCGUGGGAAAUGGAGAAGAAAAGGUGGGAUUGCACUGCUCUCCCCAAGGGCUGGAAAAUGGAAGAAGUGACCAGAAAGUCGGGUUUGUCAGCUGGAAAAAGCGAUGUCUAUUAUUUUAGCAGAGGAGACGAGCAAGAUGAGGAACAGAGUCCAUCUGGGAAGAAGUUUCGGAGCAAGCCUCAGCUGGCCCGUUACCUUGGUAACCAGAUGGACCUGAGCUCCUUCGAUUUCCGCACGGGGAAGAUGCUGAUGAGCAAGCUGAACAAGAACCGGCAGAGACUGCGCUAUGAUAACAACAACCAGAAUAAGGGCAAACCGGACCUGAACACGUCGCUGCCAGUCCGGCAGACGGCCUCCAUCUUCAAGCAGCCCGUCACCAAGGUCACCAACCACCCCAGCAACAAAGUGAAGACGGAUCCUCAGAAAGCCGUCGAGCAGCCCCGACAGCUUUUUUGGGAGAAGAAACUCGGUGGUCUCAAUGCUUACGACAUCGCAGAAGAGCUGGUGAAAACGAUGGAACUACCGAAAGGCCUGCAAGGAGUGGGCCCAGGCUGCACGGACAAGACUCUCCUGUCGGCCAUUGCGAGCGCGCUGCACACCAGCGCCGCUCCCAUCACCGGCCAGCUGUCCGCCGCUGUGGAGAAGAACCCGGGAGUCUGGCUCAACACCACGCAGCCGCUGUGCAAGGCCUUCAUAGUCACCGAUGAGGACAUCAGGAAGCAGGAGGAGCUGGUGUACAGCGUGAGGAAAAGGCUGGAGGAGGCGCUGAUGGCCGACAUGUUGGCGCACGCAGAGGAGAACGCCAGCGACGGGGAGGCUCUGAAAGAGGAAGGCAACAGCAGCGAAGACAUGGAGAGCGUAUAGCAGUUGGGUUCUGGAGCCGUUGUCAUUGACGCGCUGCGUCUUCUCUGCGUCCUCUCGCAGGGGGGGGGGGGUUUGAUCAUCGCACAGCCACGAGCGGCCCGGGGACACGCAGCAGCCCCGACGAACUUUCCCUGUGUGCCCGCGUCCCCGCUUCCACCUUUUUUUUUUACCCAGAGUGCACCAGUCCAGAAAAGAACUGCCCCUUUCGCCUGAACCCGAAACACUUGUGAGUCUGUGGCGUCGCCGCAGGAUGCGACGCCUCGAACCGCCUUUCGAUUGGAGAGCCGGUUCGUUUUUGAGUAGAUCAUUAAAAAGAAAUUCCCCUGAACUUCCAAAUAUAAAACAUAACUUAUCUGCAGUGUGUCAAAAUGUAAUGUUUGAUUAUAUUUUUUUUUUAACUGAACGGCUCUGAAUGGGUUUGUAUUUUUGGGGUGACAAUCGAACAUUUUCUGCUUGUGCUGUUUUCUGUCCUUUUUUUUUUAUUUUGGGCCGAAAUGGAAAUGAAUGUUUUGUAUUUUCGGCGCGUCUGAUUCUGUAAUUUCACGAUGCACUACACGAGCCGCCGGACGCAAAACCCUCUUCUAGUGGAACCAGCCGAGCUGCAACGGGGCUCAUUUCCAUCAGUCAUAAAGCUGAUGAUGCAAACGCAGGUUGUUGUAGUUUGACCCCCUCCCUCCCGCCAACCCUUGGUGCUUUUACAAAAUAUUUAAACAAUGAGAUUUCUGAUAAAUGGUCAUCAGCGGCGUGCACGUGGGUGGCGGUGAAUAGUAGAUCAGCUGAUUCUAAAGCAAUGUCAUUUUAUUGUAUUACGGCCUUUAAACGGAGGAAGGACGAUCUCUAGCCUCGUGCACGGCGUCAGUAUCAUAUUGCCCCGCCCUCAGCGCCCCGGGGCUGAGCAAUGGGUGGUGGGGGUGGGGGGGGGGGGGGAGGGAAUCACUUGAAAGCUGUUUCUGUCGUAGAAGUGUUUUAAACUCUUCUCGUGUUUUUAGGUGCUUACUGAUGUCGCUUAGGCUCCGUUUCCAUUGCGUCCCUUUUAAUGUGUCAAUGUUGUUGCCACACAAAAAGCUCCUCUUGAUCCCACGCACAGAUUAUAGUCAACGUCCAGUGUGGAUGUGGUGUAGUUGGAGAUGUGAUUACUGAGGAGUCAUGUUUUUAUCCCUGUCUGUUGAGGUGUGAUGGUGAAUAAUGUACCCAGCUGAAAUCACGUCUGGUUGCUGAAAUGAAUUUGAUUGUAUAACAUAUUAAAAUGAGUGAAUAUGUCAAA